AUGGAACAACUCAAACGGCUAAAGGGAGUGAGGGGCCGUCUCAAAUCCAGCCUCACCAAACUGCUACACACAGCAGAAAACUCUUCCGCAUCAAUCGGCGUUGACGCCAUGGAGGUACUGCUAGUCAGGCUCGACAAGGUUUGGAAUGAUUUCGAACUUGCCGGAGAUGAUCUGAGCGUGCUUGACGACGUCGAGGGCUGGGUUGAUCCUGCGGAUGACUACGACGAGUAUGAGGCGAAGUACAUAAAAGCACGUGCGCUUCUGUUUUCCCUCAAGCGCUCACAGGAGCCGACAACACCAACAAGACAUGCAGAAGGAGAUUCAAUAGCUAACAACGACGCUAUUUCUCGCUUAGUGCAGCAACAACAAGAGUUUUUCGAACGCCUAGGAGCAACUUCAACACCAACCCAGGCUGACGCCGCGGCGCCAGUAAGGGAGACAGAAUUACCGAAAAUACACAUAAAACCGUUUGGUGGCAUUUACAAGGAGUGGCCAGCCUUCAAAGCACUGUACAUAAGCACUGUACAUAGCAAGCAACAUCUGGGUAAGAUACAAAAGUACCACUAUCUAAAAUCGUUCCUCGUGGACGAGGCUGCAAGUUUGGUACGCCAUUUGCCGAUUUCUGAGACGGCAUAUGACAACGCUUGGGAGCGCCUCAACGAGAGAUACGAUCGACCACGGCAAAUUAUUCACAACCUGUUGGACACCUUUAUGGAGCUACCAUCGACUAACAAUGGAGAGGUAUCCAUAUUGCGUAGCAUAUCAGAUGGUGCAAAUGAGGUCAUCCGUGCAUUGGACUCAAUUGGCCAUAUGGACCGAGACUGCUGGGUUAUCCAUUUAUUGCUAAACAAAAUCGAUCCAGAGUCACGCCGCAAAUGGGUAGAUGCAAGCCGUGCUUCAAAUUCACCAAAAGUCGAAGAGUUCUUCAAGUUCCUGGACGCACGAUGUGAAGAAUUUGAGCUGUGUCAAAGCGAUCCUGUACCGAGACAGGGUGGUAACAAUAAGAAGACAAGCAGAGCCAUGGUAACUGCUGCGCUGACAAAAUGCGUGAAUUGUAAUGCGGAUGGGCAUCAACUGUCUAAGUGUCCUCAAUUCAUUAGUUUGUCUAUCGACCAACGCCGUUCUUUUGUAAAGCACAAAUCUCUCUGCUUUAACUGUCUCAAACCAGGUCACAGGUCAUCAAACUGUAGCUCAAAGUACAACUGUCAGCAGUGUGGCAGCAGACACCACACACUCAUACACACGCAUGCUAUGCAGACCAACGAGGGUCAAAUCACAUCCACGUCUUCAAGCGAUCACAAGGAUCCAGACACGACAUCGGUGACUGCGAGUCACAUGUCACAGGCACUACUCACGCCAACCCUAUUGUCACAUGGGCAAGUAGGACGAACAUGUACUUUGCCAACUGCAUUGGUACACAUCCGCAACUCUCAAGGCACAUACACAAACUGCCGGGUGCUACUCGACACGGGCUCGGAGUUAUCAUAUGUAUCGGAACGCUGUAUUAAGGCACUGGGUCUUAGUCGGGUUCCUCGCCGGAUUCUCAUUUCCGGCAUUUCUUCAAUCAAGGCCGAUACCACGAGGGGAUUCAGCACACUCACGAUCAAGUCUCGAGUUUCUGAUCACUCGCUACAAGUAAAAGCUCAUAUUCUAGGAAAAAUCACAUCUACGCUGGCAAGAGAAAACAUCGAUGCAUCUGCGCUUGAGAUCUUCAAUGGGAUUCCGCUUGCAGACACUGAAUUCAACUCGGCAUCGCCUAUAGACGUCCUACUAGGCACCGAUUCUGUAUGGGCUAUUUUAACCGGCAACAGGAAGCUGGGUGCGCAAGGCAACAUAAUAGCUAUUUCAACAAUCUUUGGAUUGGUUAUCACAUCGAUUGCGUAUCAAAAUCCAUCAAUCACCACGUCAUUUUUGUCUACAGUCGAUAUCCAUGCUACUCUACAAAGGUUUUGGGAAAUCGAGGACUCCCAAAUCACCACUCACCAUGAUCCUGAAAAUGUUAAGGUUGAAGAGCAUUUUCAAACCACGCACUCACGCGACUCCAAGGGAAGAUACACCGUAGAGCUUCCAUUCAAGGAUGCAGAUCCACAAUUCACUGACACUCUGCAGGGAGCAACCCAACGCUUUGCGUCUGUGGAGCGCCGUCUACAUAGAGACGCAGAUUUGCACUCACGAGAACAUCCUUCAGCUCCACUUCUACAUUACCAACUCUGCACUGUAACCUAUGGCACUGCAUAUGCACCAUUUCUGGCUGUACGGGUUCUUGAGCAACUGGCCAGAGACUACCAACAUUUGUAUCCAACUGCUGCGCGCAUUCUUCUUGAAGAUUUCUACGUUGACGACGUUUUAACAGGAGCUGACACCGAGGAAAAGCUUCUACAAUACAAACAAGAACUAAUUCAACUAAUGUCAUGUGCUCAACUCGAACUUGGAAAAUGGAUUUCCAACAGCAACCGCGUUGUCGAUCCUGAGACAACAAUCACAAACAACACAUCAUACAGUCCACUCGAAACUACGAACAAGGUUUUGGGAAUUCAUUGGCAACCGCACACGGACACAUUGGCAUACAAGGUAUCUUUGCCCAGCGAGGGAAAGAUUACAAAACGGCAAGUUUUAUCAGACGUGUCUCGCAUUUUCGACCCACUUGGAUUGCUGGCUCCAGUGGUUAUUCAAUUCAAAAUCCUGUUCCAAGAACUUUGGGUUCUCAACUUAGACUGGGACAGCCCGCUACCGCUUAGCCUGGAAGAUUGGUAUCUCAAAUGCAAGAACGAUAUCAACACGCUCAAUGAACUUGAGGUUCCACGCUACAUUGGCAACUCUACUGACACAAUUGAAUUGCACGCCUUCUCUGACGCAUCUAUAAAAGCCUACGCUGCUGCCGUUUAUAGUAGAGUCACUCUCCCUGAUGGUAACAUAAAGGUUACUCUUAUUGCUGCAAAGACUCGUGUUGCACCGCUCAAAACACAAUCACUUCCACGCCUGGAAUUGUGCGGCGCACUGCUACUAAGUCGACUCAUCAACUCAGUCAAAGCUGCACUGAAAAACUACAACGUCACUGUUUACGCCUGGUGCGACUCUACCAUUGUUUUGGCUUGGCUCUCGCACAUACCUGCCAAACUAAAGACUUUCGUCGCAAACCGCACUGCCGAAAUCCUCAGCAUCAUUCCACGAGAUCACUGGCAACAUGUCAAAUCAGAUGACAACCCUGCUGACUGCGCUUCAAGGGGCAUGCUAGCUGCUGACUUAGUAAACCACAACUUAUGGUGGAAGGGCCCACACUGGCUAUACUCAACCGAAGCUGAAUGGGUAAAAACACCUAGCACUCCUCAUUCUAGUUUCAUUUCAGAUGAACAAGUCCAGGCUGAAGUAAAAGGUUCCGCUUUCACGACAAUGAGAACAUACAACACUGAAACCUCACUAUUGGGCCAACUGAUCGACCGUGUCUCCUCGUGGCCAAAGCAACUUCGUAUUCUCGCCUAUGUUCUCAAGUUCAUCCGACGCAAUCGCAGAAAAUCCAACACCGCUACGCUGACAUUUGAGGAGAUCCAUGACGCACGGAUCCUGUACCUGCGCCAUGCCCAAGACGAAUUCCAAGCUGACUACAAGCGACUCCUGAACCAGCAAGAUUUGGGAAACAAAUCAAAAUUGCGCACCCUCUCACCGCAAAUCGACAAACAUGGACUCCUGCGGGUGGGUGGCCGUUUAGGUAACUCAGAACUGCCAGCGGAUGUGCAGCAUCCAAUAAUUAUGCCCAAAUCUCAUCGCAUAACGAAGCUCAUUCUGGAACAUGAGCACCGGAUUCACUUACAUCCUGGAGUAUCGGCGUUAUUCGUGAUCGCACGCCAACGCUACUGGGUGUUUGGCGCACGCAACCUCAUUCGAAAGAUCACGCAUGACUGUCUAAAAUGCUUUAGACAACGGCAACACACAUCUCACCAAUUCAUGUCAGAUCUGCCGUCUGUCCGGGUUCGGCAGGCAUUUCCGUUUGCAAACACUGGCUGCGACUACGCCAAGCCAAUCACCCUCAAGGUCCACAAGGGACGAAAUCCACGCAAGGAAAAGGGUUACAUCUGCCUAUUUGUAUGCCUAGCCACUUCUGCCUUGCAUUUGGAAUUGGCUACAGAUCUUACAACCGACAGAUUCUUGGCGGCACUCAGACGAUUCAUCUCUCGCCGCGGAAAAUGCUCGCAAAUGUAUAGCGACAACGGGAGAAACUUCGUCGGGGCAAAAAGGGUAUUAAACGAAAUGCAAACUCUUCUGAAGUCAGACGAACACAACAACACUGUACUGAAGGCCCUGGCAGACGAAGGAAUCAACUGGAAUUUCAUUCCCCCCCAUGCACCACACUGGGGUGGCAAAUGGGAAUCAGCUGUGCGCUCUGUCAAACUGCAUCUUCAUAGAGUCAUUGGCAAGAAUGUCCUCACCUUUGAGAAAAUGCACACACUUCUCGCCCAAAUAGAAGCUGUGGUCAACUCACGUCCACUAUUCUCAACUUCGGACACUGAGGUCAACUAUCUGUCGCCAGCACACUUCCUCAUUGGUCGUCCCUACACGACAGUACCAGAAGGCGAUCUAUCAAAUGUACCAAUCAACCGUCUGGAUUAUUGGCAACAGACUCAGGGACACCAACUGGAGAAACCACCCGUCCAAUUGUCAAGAUCGCCCUAUUACCAAAUUCUGAAACAGUGUUUCAGGGGAGGCCGGGAUGUUGAUGAACGGUCACUGUAA
This is a messenger RNA of Drosophila ananassae, 4728 nucleotides long. RefSeq lists its product as uncharacterized. The transcript has 2 exons. Gene Ontology annotation, biological process: proteolysis; DNA integration. Lineage: Eukaryota; Metazoa; Arthropoda; Insecta; Diptera; Drosophilidae. The record is from RefSeq and is a predicted model, not a curated record. Gene Ontology annotation, molecular function: zinc ion binding; nucleic acid binding; aspartic-type endopeptidase activity. Bases 1 to 4728 code for a protein of 1575 amino acids.